AUGGUUCUCUCAUGUGCCGGGGCUGCGUAUGGAACUGCAAAAUCAGGUAUAGGUAUUGCCGGUAUUGGUACUUUUAAGCCUGAACUCAUCAUGAAGUCUCUAAUUCCAGUGGUUAUGAGCGGUAUCUUGGCUGUUUACGGGUUGGUUGUUUCUGUCCUGAUCGCUGGUGGGCUAUCGCCUACAGAGGAGUACACAUUGUUCAACGGCUUCAUGCAUUUGGCCUGUGGAUUGAGUGUUGGAUUUGCAUGUCUGGCUUCAGGUUAUGCCAUUGGUGUCGUUGGCGAUGAGGGAGUGCGGAAGUUCAUGCACCAGCCAAGGCUAUUCGUUGGUAUCGUGUUGAUUCUCAUCUUUGCAGAAGUGUUGGGAUUGUACGGCAUGAUCAUUGCUCUAAUCUUGAACACAAAGGGCUCUGGUUGA
Messenger RNA from Williopsis jadinii, 417 nucleotides. It is a transcript of the gene VMA11, whose product is annotated as H(+)-transporting V0 sector ATPase subunit c'. Gene Ontology annotation, biological process: proton transmembrane transport. Lineage: Eukaryota; Fungi; Ascomycota; Saccharomycetes; Phaffomycetales; Wickerhamomycetaceae. Bases 1 to 417 code for a protein of 138 amino acids. Gene Ontology annotation, molecular function: proton-transporting ATPase activity, rotational mechanism. The record is from RefSeq and is a predicted model, not a curated record. Gene Ontology annotation, cellular component: proton-transporting V-type ATPase, V0 domain. The transcript has a single exon.